Molecule: messenger RNA, 2471 nt
Organism: Brachypodium distachyon (stiff brome)
Lineage: Eukaryota; Viridiplantae; Streptophyta; Magnoliopsida; Poales; Poaceae
Product: probably inactive receptor-like protein kinase At2g46850
Exons: 1
Coding region: 214-2277 (687 amino acids)
Biological process (GO): cell surface receptor signaling pathway; protein phosphorylation
Cellular component (GO): plasma membrane
Molecular function (GO): protein serine/threonine kinase activity; ATP binding
Source: RefSeq, a predicted model, not a curated record
UUAACCCGAGGUUAUUAUCAAGGGGACACAUAAUCAACGUGCACGUGCGCUGAUAAUCAAAAGAAACGAACAACAAUGCAGUUUCGCGCGCAAACCAAGCAUCCAUCUUCUCACCAUUCCCAACUCUCAAGUCUCUCCCCCAUCGAUCGAUGCAGCCACUGCUACUACUAGUACCCAAGCAAAUUCACCAUUGCCAGGUGCCAUCCAUGCCCCAUGUCUCCCCUCCUCUGCCUCCUCCUCCUUGUCUUCUCCGUCGCCGGCGGGGACUCCAGCAGCAGCAGCUGCGGCGGCGACCGGUGCGGCGACCUGGUUCUUCCGUUUCCGUUCCACCUCAACUCCUCCUCCUCCUCCUGCAUCAGCUCCUCCAAUUCGUCGUCUCUGUUCCUUAUGUCGUGCGUCAAUGGCACGUACCUGACCCUCUCGCUCGGCGGCGCCGCCUUCCGCGUCAUCGACUUCUCCCCCUCCGGCCCCGGCAACUCCCUCCUGCUGGACUACGCCCCGGACACUCCGGCAGCCACCCCUUGCGACCCGGCCUACGCGCCUCUGAACUCCCGCCCGUCGUCUUCCUCCCCGGCGGCCGCGCUCGACGCCGCGGCGGCUUUCCUGGCCGUGUCCCCCGCCAACGUGCUCCGCCUCUACGCCUGCGACGACUCCUCCCUCUGCCGCGCCGCCGCCUGCGACGACGGCCCCUGCGGCGGCGGAGGGAACAAGGCGGGCUGCUGCUACCCGCUGUCCGAGUCCGACGGCGGCGUCUGGAAGCACGGCGACGGGCUCUCCGUCUUCGGCGCAUUCGGCUGCCGCGGCUUCUCCAGCUGGGUCACGUCAUCGUCGUCGUCUUCCUCGGCUCCGGCGGGGGGAGUCGUUACUCGGAGAGGGAUCGAGGUGGAGUGGGCGGUGCCGAGGGGCAGCCCGCUGGCGGCGUGCGCGGGCGGCGCCGCCCAGGUGAACUCCACGGGGGUGCGCGGCGCCGUGCGUUGCGCGUGCGUCGCGCCGGGGCUCGCCGGCGACGGCUUCGCGCUCGGCACCGGCUGCACCAAAGCUGCGGCAGCAACCUGCGGCAAUGGCGAAGCAGGGGAUUCUUCGUGUUGCCAAGGGCGGUUCUGCUCGAAGAAGGCCGUGGCACUCGCCGGGUUCUUCGUGUCCGUCUUCUUCCUCGCGGCCGCGGUCUCCUUCUGGCUCUUCCUCCGCCAGCCGGCUAUGUCGUCGUCUUCUUAUUCCCGGCGCUGGGAUCUCGACCCGGCCUGCAUCCCCAAGAUCCUCGCCGGCGUUUCCGACGCCAGGCAGUUCACGAACGACCAGCUCGACGCGGCCACCAGGAGGUUCGACGAAAGCGAGGAGAAGGGUUCUUCUUCCAACUUACAAGCAAUGGACUCCGGCAAUGGCGUCCGCGGCGGCGUGCUGGAGUCCGGCGCGGUGGUAGCGGUGCAGCGCGUGGGUUGCGAGACGCCGGAGAAGCUGAGGACCAUCCUCGACGCCAUGGAGGUCUCGCACCGGAACGUCGCGCGCGUCGUCGGCUUCUGCGUCCUGCCCCACGACUCACCCGGCGCGCUGCUUCUCGUGCACGAGAGCUCCGGCAAUGGCGGCACGCUGGAGGAGCACCUGCGGCGGCGGGCUGCCGCGAAGGCGGAGCUGGGGUGGUACCACCGCGUGAGCAUCGCCGUGGAGCUGGCGGGCGCACUGGCGCACCUGCAGCACGCGCACGGCAUCUUCCUCCACGACCUCCGCUCCAGCGACGUCUUCUUCCCCGGCGCCGGCGAAGACCACACCGCCAAGAUCGCCGGCCACAAGCUCCUGGACUCCUCAACGGCCGACUACAGCUACUACUACGGCGCCGACGCGGCGUCGGCGAGAGAACAAGACGUGGUGCGCAACUUCGGGGGCCUCCUGAUCGAGCUGCUGACGGGGAUCCGGCACCAGCAGCCGUUGGACACGGUGGCGCCCAAGGUCAGGGAAGGCCGGCUCCACGAGGUGCUCGACCCGGCGCUGCUGCUUUCGGCGUCGGCGUCGGGGAAGAAGCAGAACCUGAACCAGAUGCUGCCGGCGUCGGGGGAGGAGGUCAGGAAGGUGUUUGAGAUAGCGGUGAGGUGCGUCGAGCUCGAGGCGGGCAGCAAUGGCGGAAUGGGGACUGUGGCGAGGGAGCUGGUGGAGGUUGUGAGGGACAGCAUGGGGAGCAGCAGCAAGAUCGAGAUCUCGCUGGAAGAGACCUUCUCCAGCUCCAGCCUCCUCCAGAUGAUCUCCAUGUCACCCGAAACCAUGCACCGCCACCUCCCGUGCUAAGAAAUCACCAUUGUAGACGACGAUCGAACCUCCUGGUGCAGAAAUUCAGCCUGUAAAUAUCCCCUGUUGAAAUUCAGCUUACUGUUGUAAUUCAGAAAUUCAGUUUACUGUUUUGAUUCAGAGAGCAGAGGAGAGACUCUGUUUCUUGCCGGAACUUCACCAGAAUUAAAUUAGCCCCCCUGUGAAUUGAUGAA